Molecule: messenger RNA, 6286 nt
Organism: Biomphalaria glabrata
Lineage: Eukaryota; Metazoa; Mollusca; Gastropoda; Planorbidae
Product: angiopoietin-1 receptor-like
Exons: 19
Coding region: 463-2766 (767 amino acids)
Biological process (GO): cell surface receptor protein tyrosine kinase signaling pathway; protein phosphorylation; multicellular organism development
Cellular component (GO): signaling receptor complex
Molecular function (GO): transmembrane receptor protein tyrosine kinase activity; ATP binding
Source: RefSeq, a predicted model, not a curated record
CUGCCGUACAAGUAGUAUUUGUUGUCUGGCCUCAGCACGGAAACGUGAACAAAAUAUAUAUUACAAAAAAAUCUGAUGUCUUUUUUAACUUGUUGAGUGAGCAGUUAUUUCCCUUCCUUACGAGAUCACUUGGUUCUUUGAAACAGGUGCAGAACCAAGUUGUAAGAGGUUUGAGGAUUCCAAGUGUUAACACAGAAACUAAAUGAACCAUUGUGUUCUUUAUUAAUGACGAAUCUGUGCUAAUUAAUACAUACUCACUAAUUAGUACAGCUUGCUUGACCGCCAAAAGGGGAACCAUCUAGUGGUCAAGUGGUUGAGGUGAAGGGAGGGACGACUGACCAACGUCCUCAGAGUUCUGCCUGACGUACAGUGUGUAAGCACACCAUUGUCUUUUUUGGUUCGAACUCAUCGCUUUAUUUGAAUGGACAUCAAGAUUUUGUGUUAACAACCAAGUGACACUCAAUGGUUUGUUUUGGAUUCAGUAAGAUGAUCAGUCCAGCAUUGUAUGGAAUGACCAUUAUGUUUCUGGCUAUCUUCUUGUUUUCCUGUUUGUUGCAGUCAUCUCCCCUGGCCACACCAGUUUCAGGGUGUCCUGAAGGUCUAUGGGGUAACAAUUGUCAAUAUCGUUGUGAUGCUGGUUGUAAGCUGGGGUGCAAACAGAAUGAUGGAAAGUGUCUUGGAGGGUGCAAGCCAGGAUGGACUGGGAAAAACUGUGAUAAACUGUGUACAGACUAUUUCUACGGGUUUAACUGUAAGAGCAGCUGUGGUCACUGCUACGAAGAAAAGCCAUGUAACGUAGUGACAGGGAAAUGUACAGACGGAUGUUUACCUGGCUGGCAAGGGGACAAGUGUUUGGAAGGGUGCAAACCUUACACGUACGGAGCCAACUGUAACAACACCUGCGGCCACUGCAGACUGAACCAGGCAUGUAACGCUGUGACUGGACGUUGCUCUGCAGGCUGUGACAGGGGAUGGCUGGGUACAACUUGUGAGCAAGCGUGUGAGAAAGGUUUCCACGGUGUGGACUGUGUGGAUAGAUGUGGUCACUGCAAGGCUAACACAACGUGCGAUCACGUCACUGGAAAGUGUGAUAGCGGCUGCGCCCCAGGCUGGACAGGUUUAAUGUGUACCGAAUUAUGUCGGCCUGGUCUCUUCGGACCCAACUGUCAGGCAACGUGUGGUUCUUGCUUGAUUGGCUCGUGUGAUCACAUGACAGGGGAAUGUAACGGAGGCUGCGCCCGAGGCUUCCACGGUCCUCAGUGCAAAGAAGCAGAACUGUUAGACAUGGUUCCGUUACCAACCAGCAGGUUUAGAAUAAACGAAAUCUCGGGGUGUCCAUCGGGAUUUUAUGGCGAAAACUGUAGCCUGGCUUGUGGACGUUGUCAAAAGCAGACAAGCUGCGACCCUGUGAAUGGAAUCUGUAAGGACGGGUGCGCCUCUGGCUACUACGGAGUCCACUGUUUUCAGAAUUGCACGGCGGGCACUUACGGAGAAAGCUGUAAAUUUCUCUGCGGACGAUGUCUCAGUGGUACCACCUGCGAUGUUCAAACUGGUAUCUGUCUCUCCAGAUGUGAGGAUGGCUGGGAAGGAGAACGCUGUGACACAGGAGUGCAGAGGACGUCCAACACAUUCCACACCUCACCCACCUUCCCUGUACUCAUCAUUUGUUUGGUAGCAGCGGUCAUCUUGAUCUCAGUCUUCUUUACCUACUUUGUGGUGGUCCGACCCAGAAAAACAGCGCUCCGACGUCUGUACAACACUUCCAGUAAUGAACACCUGAGUAACACAUAUGAGCAGAUUGUGGGCAGUCCCUGGGAACUUCAGCGAGGUCAACUGUCUCUGAGUAACGAGCUACUGGGCAAUGGUCAGUUUGGCCAGGUUAAGCGAGGUCACGUGAAAAUUAAUGGCGUCAAGGUGCCGGUGGCCAUCAAGUCACUGAAAGAUAACGCCUCUGCCAAAGACAAGCGAGACUUCUUGAACGAGCUGUCUAUAUUAAAGCGUGUUGGGAAACAUGAGAAUGUUGUCUGUCUUGUUGGAGCAUGCCACAUCAAAGGUGUGAUGUACGUGGCUAUGGAGUACGCCAAACAUGGUGACCUAAGGACAUUCCUGAGACACAGUCGCCGCCUUACGUCUGUCCACGAGUACGACAACACAACGUCGCCCUCUUUGCACACGGCCCUCCGGCCUCAGUCUCUCAUCAAGCUGUCUCUAGACACUGCCAAAGGGCUCAAGCAUCUGGCAGACAAACAGAUCAUUCACAGAGAUGUGGCAGCCAGGAAUGUUUUACUUGGAGAAAAACUUGUUGCCAAAAUUGCAGAUUUCGGACUGUCCAAAAAUGAUCAGACUUACGUUAAAACGUCCAGUACUAGAGUACCUAUCAGAUGGAUGGCAGUAGAAUCAUUGUUCAAUAACACAUACACACUUCAGAGCGAUGUAUGGUCAUUUGGUGUCUUGCUGUGGGAAAUCUUCACCCUUGGUGGGACUCCGUAUUCCUCUAUAGACAGUCAGCAGUUGUUCUCAUAUCUGAAAGAUGGACACAGAUUGAGAAAACCAAGGCUGUGUGACCAGGACAUGUAUGGAAUGAUGCUACAAUGCUGGAACGAUGUACCGGAAAGGCGACCAACAAUCGACGAACUGACCGCAAGACUACAAAGAAUGUUAGAAAAUAGCCAGGUCUAUAUGAACAUUACAGUUCAAGAGGAAUCUUUCUACUCAGAGAUUGACCAUGACAGGGAGAAUUCCAACUCCAACUCCAAUUCUUCUUAGAACAAAGAAAGAAAGAAAUAAAACAAGAAUAAAUCUAAAACAAGCCAAGAGCAAGUCUAUAAUUUGACUUAAAAAGGCUGUUGGUUUAAAAAAAAGGUAUCAAUAACUGAAUAGCAUCACCACAAGAGUUUGGACAUAUUUUACAGGGCUUUUGGUAUAUCAAUAGUAUAGUAGAAAUUGUUACACAUUCUUUUUACAUUGAAUUUAGGCAGUUGCCAAAGUACAAUACAACAUGAAUGAAAAUGUUUUCUCUGUAUGUGAGAGAAACCAGCCUGGAGUUUUUGUGCUAAGAAAAGCUUUAGAAUGUAUAUUCUCACUAUAUGUCAUUAGUUUGGCUGAUUGCUGCCACAAGCAUUGGAACAUGAAUGUGAUGAACUGAUUGGAUUUUUUCCUUAUGCCUAAAAGUGAUUUUGUUUCAGUUACCUGCUGCUUGAAAGCUGUGCUUUGAUUUGAUUUGGCUCUGAAUUUUAAACAAAUUCACAUAGUCAAUGAAAAUAUUGUUUUUGAAAUGUAUGCAAAUAAUGUAGUCAAUAAAUUCAUUUAAUUAUCAUAAUAAAUAUAACUAUAUGCUAAGUCUUAGAUUUUGAAGUAACGUCUGUAUUUUAUAAGAAGAUAUGAUAAGAUAAAGACAGUAUCUUCAAUAAGGGUUAUAUUUAGAUUCUUUAUGUAUGUCUGUAUCUAUGUAACUCUAUAUCACAACUAGUUGAAUCAUUUCUGAAACAAUAUUUAGGCUAAUGAUGUGUAGAAAAGGAAAAACAAAAGUUUCCUUUAUAUGUUUGAAACGCUUAAAAUUGUCCAGAUAAUAAUAAUAAUAAUAAUAAUAAUCUUUAUUAUCCGUCAGGAAAUUUGUCUUACAAUUUGUGCAUUACACCAAACAAAAAACAUUAUAACUAUAAGAAACCAAAGUGUACAUUCACACCAGACUCACUCAUAAUUUACAUGUGACAAAGUUUAUACCAGAUUGUUCUUAUUUAAUGAUUUGAUUGCCAGGGGAACAAAAGAGUAUUUGUGUCUGUUUGUCUUUGCUAUCGGUGUCUUGUAUCUCUUUUGUGAUGGUAAAAUCACGAAAUCCUGACACAAAGGGUGAUUCUUUAUUUCGAGGAUCUUGUUAGCUUUUUUAUAGAUGUUUGUCUCAAACAACUGCCCAAAUGGGGUUUGUUUUUUGCCAAUGAUUUUGCCAGCAGCAUUGAGGAUUCUAUUAAGUUUAUUCCUAUUUUUAAUGCUCAGAUUGCCAUACCAGGCAGUGAUAUUGAAACUGAAAAUAUUGCAGAUGUGAGCGUGAUAAAACAUAGCCAAGGCCUUUUCGCUAACAUUAAACGAGGACAGUUUUCUUAGUAGUCGUAAUCUUUGCUGCCCUUUUUUGCUGAUAUAAUCAGUAUUUGCAGUAAAAUUUAGUUUAUUGUCUAGGAUAGUACCAAGGUAUUUAAAGGUUUGCACAAUUUCAAUAGUCUCUCCAGCUACAGAAACAAUAUCAUUUUCCCUCUUGUCCCUGCGAAAAUCGAUUAUCAUUUCUUUGGUUUUUUUUACAUUUAAUAAUAAAAAAUUAUCUUUACAGUAUUCUUCAAUGUGUUCUAAUUCUUUAAAAUACUCAUUUACAUCUGAGCUCUCUGAGAGCAGGGCAAGACUGCCUCUUUGACAUCAUGUCAGAUAAGUAUGGAGUUGAACAAAUAUCCAAUCAUUUGGAUCCUUUUCUUGACCACAUUAUCUCACUGUAGACUUAAAGUUACUGUUAUGAUAAAUAGAAAUAAAAAUCAAACAUCCUAAACUGUGUGCUAUGACUUGCUAAAUGACAUAUUGUUUUUUCUUGUACUUUUAAAGUAGUUUUUAUUUAGAUCAAAUAGGCUGUCAUGGAUAAAGUAUUUUUUUUUAUAUUUUUUAACAUUUGAAGGUGUAAUUUAGUUUUGACAUCAUGUGUAUUUGUUUUGUUUUUUUUAAACACUUUUUUUUUAUUAUUUUACAGUGGUACUAGAAGUAUAUAUAACAUGAACAUGAUCUGAUGCAUUGUAACAGUAUUUAGAAUGUGCAAAAUAAUAUUUUGCUGAAUUGAAUUUACACAAGGGUCAAGGGGGUGAAAUAUAAACAAUGAUCUAGCAAAAAAUGUAAUUAUGUAUCUGUCUUCCCUUCAAAAAAAUAUUCUUAUUUGCUCAAACUAACAAUAACUCAAAUUGUAUUUGAAGAUGGUGUGUUGAUUUAAUUAUAAUGUGUAUAUUUAAUUCAGAGUACAUUUGUAUAUAUAUUUAUAUAGUUAUUUAUUGUGUUACCUUCAUUGGCUUUUAAAUAUCUAAAUGUAUGACAAAGCCAAACUCUACCAACCAACAUGUUUUUCAAGACAAUGUCUGAGUAGCGAAAUGGCUGUAAACCACUAAACAAAUGUGUAAAUGUCCAAUGAGCACAACAAGAAUUUGAGUUUUUAAUUCACUAUGAACUCACAAAUUGAAUUUUUGACAAAUAUAGAAAUAUAGGGCCUAUCAUAAAUUUUUUUAAUGUGACAUAAUUUUAAUAAAUACAGCAUUGUUUAAAGAUAAAACUUCCCCGUAAUAUUUAAAACUGUCCACUUACUUGUAGCCUAUUUAAAAUUGUCCAUUACUUAUAGACAUAUCAAGCUUUAACUAGAAUCUAAGUUUGUCCAAUUUAAUGAAUCCGUCUUUGUUUGAGAAAUGUAUCAGCAGAUAAUUUCAAUUCUAUCCAUUGUUGCAUUAGUGUGAAUCUAACAAAGAUUAGUUUUUUUUUCUGUUUCAAAAUAGAGGGAAUACUUGGCAGAAAACGCAGUGGUAUUAAUAAAUGUUAGGACAAAUUUGUACAAAUGCUCCUUCUUCCCUAGUGCUAUUAGAGCAUGAAAUGGAUUGCCUGAGCUAGCCAGGAAAACCAGUGACUUGGAAGAAUUUAAGUCAUUGGUUGAUAUGCAUGACUGAAUGCAUGACGCGUAGAACAUAAUCAUCUUCUUUUUUGAAGUAACGUCUAUAUUAUAUAAGAUUAUAAGAUAAGAUAAAUUAAUUGCUCUAAAGGCAGUAAUGAUGGAGUUUAUUAUUACCUUUGACAGAGAGUUUGUCUAUGCUAUUUAUACCACAAUUUCUAAUGUUAAACAUUCAAUAAACAAUUAUCUAAAGUCUCUUUUUAUUAGCACAAUGAUGGUAAUGUUUUAAAACACAUAGUAAUAAAAGUGAAUGGAGUUGUGGGUUUUUAUUGUAUUGACGUAAAUGUAUGUAACUGCAGUCAAAAAGUUAUGAAAAUAUUUUUCAUAUAUAAAGCAAAUAAUCAAUAUUUUUGUAAUACUUUGAUACAUUUUUGUUUCAGUUCUUUUGUUGAAAUUAUGUUAAGUCUCACUUAGACUUUGUUUUAUAAGCUGCACUUUUUCAUGCUUAGUUGUUCAUAAAGUCAAAUAACAUAGAUCUAAAUUUAUUUACUGUAUAUUUUGUUGACAUCAAACAUGUAGCCUCAGCAUGAAGGGAAACAGGCCACUUUGUUUUUGUAAAUAAUAUUAAGAAUAUAAAAAAAAUACAUUUUCCUUUUCAAAUUUAAA